UCGAGAAUCGAGCGCUUGACCGCCUUGCCUCAAAAGCGCCAAACAGUGUGAGAGAGAAGAAAACCCUAGGAGAGCGCCAGAGCUACGCAGCGAAUUUGCUCAAUGCAGGCGCCGAUUCGAGGGUGUAAGCAAGGAAUCGAGCUCAUUCGAUUGGGAUAGUUUGAGGUGAUUUGCUGGAUCGAGUAAGCGCAUCAUUCUUUUCUUCGUGAUUUUCGCAGUAGGAGGAUUUCUCGAGGGAUUGACAAUAUCUUGACGAUCAAGAAUCCAGACGAGGCGAUCGGGAUAGUUUGAGUAGGGAAGCAUGGCCGAGCUGGGCCCUGUCCACAAGUAUGCGGCAGGCGCGUUGUUUUCGCUUGCUUUGAACCAGGCACAAAGCCAUCAGCGAAGCUUGCCACCGAGAGUAAACGAUGAUCAAAAUGCUAUUGCCGAAGGUAGCCAGGAAGAGGAGACGCCAUGGAGCAGUGAGGAGUUUGGACUCGCGCAGCACGUUUUCCGAUACUUGGAUAUCGAGAAGAAGUCGUGGAUGGGUUUGGAGACGACCGCUAUUUCUCCCGACGCUAAACACCAUAUAGGUGCUUUUCUGAGGCUCCUGUCCGAGGAAGAUGUGCCAACCACGUCAGAAACUUUGCCCGAAGACGACCUGGCCAAAGCCAUAGAUGCGAUGAGCCUGAAACUUGAAGAGUCUUCUUCAACUUCUCCAACGCGGAACGCGAAUCCUCCGUCUAGAGACCGCGAAAGCUCGUCAGCGCCACUCUCGGAUCAGAGGUGUUCCAUUUCACAGGAGAUAGACAGUUCGGUGCUUACGAGGCAAAGGAAAGUGGCCGUCCUCUACGAACUUCUUGUUGCUUGUGUUGCUGAUGCAUCAGACGAGAAGAAAGCAUUCAGAGGUGGCUACGAUUCUCGAUACAGAGUCACAUUACGACUCUUGGCCACAUGGUUUGACGUAAAAUGGUCGAAAAUGGCUGCUAUGGAGGUUAUGGUGGCAUGCAUGGCGAUGGCUGCACGUAAAGAGCAGAGCACAGCAGAAGCAGAAGCUGAAAAGAGCAAAUGGUCCAAGUGGAAGCGUGGAAGUCUCAUAGGCGCAGCAGCAGUGACGGGAGGGACGUUGCUAGCAAUUACUGGGGGUCUAGCGGCUCCGGCAAUUGCAGCUGGUUUAGCCGCUUUAGCUCCGGCAGCUGGAACGGUUGUUCCUAUCAUUGGAGCAAGUGGUUUUGCAGCAGCUGCUGCUGCAACUGGAACGGCUGCCGGCUCAGUUGCAAUCGCGGCGUCAUUUGGAGCUGCUGGUGCUGGUUUAACGGGAUCCAAAAUGGCCAGAAGAAUUGGUGAUGUUGACGAGUUUGGUUUUGAGGCGAUUGGAGACAACCAUAAUCAAGGAAGACUGGCGGUUGCUAUUGUCAUAUCUGGGAUCAUUUUUGAGGAAGAUGACUUCACCAGGCCAUGGAUAUUUCCAGACGCAGAUCUUGAAAGGUACUCUUUACGCUGGGAAACUAACGUUUUAAUGGCUGUGAGCUCUGCUAUUCAAGAUUGGCUGACCACAGCGGUUGCAAAGGAGUUGAUGAAACGAGGAGCGAUGAUGACCGUUUUGAGUGGCCUACUUGCAGCACUAGCAUGGCCUUCUGCUUUGCUGUCUGCUACAGACUUCAUCGACAGUAGAUGGACCAUCGCAGUUGACAGAUCUGACAAGGCUGGAGAAAUUCUUGCGAAUUGUCUGCUCAGCGGACUCCAUGGCAGCAGGCCUGUAACGCUCUUGGGAUUCUCCUUAGGAGCUCGAGUGAUUUUCUCGUGUUUGGAGCACUUGGCAAAGAAAGGAAAUGGUAUGCUUCUAUUUACCUGGCGAGAGCUCAUGAUUCUCGUUACAGGUGGCAUUGUAGAAAGAGUGGUGUUAUUGGGAGCUCCUCUUUCUCUUGAUAGAAAGCGAUGGAUGAAUGCUCGUAAGAUUGUGGCUGGUAGAUUUGUGAACUGCUAUUCAUCUAACGACUGGAUCUUGGGAGUCAUAUACCGUGCAAGCAUUUUGUCCCAAGGCCUCGCCGGGAUACAACCAGUUGCUCUCCCAGGGAUAGAAAACGUCAAUGUAACGCAUCUGAUCACCGGCCACUCCUCCUACCUCUCAAAGAUCCCAGAGAUUCUAGAGACGAUUCAUCUGGACAAUUACUUCCCAGUCUUCUUCUAGGACAAAAGAAAUAUGAACAC
Selaginella moellendorffii is the source of this 2190-nucleotide messenger RNA. RefSeq names its product transmembrane and coiled-coil domain-containing protein 4. Bases 302 to 2170 code for a protein of 622 amino acids. NCBI's taxonomy places the organism in Eukaryota, Viridiplantae, Streptophyta, Lycopodiopsida, Selaginellales, Selaginellaceae. The transcript has 16 exons. The record is from RefSeq and is a predicted model, not a curated record.